Messenger RNA from Malus domestica (apple), 676 nucleotides. RefSeq lists its product as uncharacterized. Gene Ontology annotation, cellular component: chloroplast. The record is from RefSeq and is a predicted model, not a curated record. Lineage: Eukaryota; Viridiplantae; Streptophyta; Magnoliopsida; Rosales; Rosaceae.
AUUUUUGGAAAUUAAAAAAAAAGGUGCAGAAAAAGAUUAAAAAUAAAACGUUUGGCGCAGUAACAUAUCAUCGCACCGUUUUGAUUUCGCACACAGAAGUAAUCGGACAGUGCAUCUCCAGAUCUCAAAUCCCUUCAUCGACCCACCGGCCAUGGCCUCCUGGCCCGCCUCGUCCGACUCCUCUAAUCAGGAGGCUGCUGCUGCAAUCCGAAAGAGAAAGCCGGGGCAUCAAAUCAAGUUCUUGAUUCCUCUUAUAUACGCCCCUGUUCUUCCCCUCAUUCGACUGUCGUUGCGGAGGAACCCGGUUGUGCGGGACCGUUUGUUUACUGCCGUGCUGGUUGGAGCAUUUGCUCAUGGCUUUUAUUUGGUAACUGAUCUGUAUGAUGUUGAGAGCAAGUGAAUGUCAAGAGCAUGGUUUGAGAUGUGCGGUAGCUUACACCUCUUCAACAACAUGAGUCGUUUUGCGGGUUCUUUCAGGGCAAUGUUCCAGUGGCACCAACAUUAGCUUAAGGCUAUUUUGAUACAUUGUCGUAGGAUAAUUUCAGAUUAUCUCCAUCUAUUAUGGAGUUAUACUGAUGCUACAUUUUGUCUUCUUUUCAUUGGCCGAAGAUGCAAGACUGCAAUCUGUUUCUGGCUUAUAAUUGCAAGUGAAUAAAUACAAAACUGGUUUUGUCAA